Anneissia japonica is the source of this 4762-nucleotide messenger RNA. Its product is annotated as divergent protein kinase domain 1C-like. Lineage: Eukaryota; Metazoa; Echinodermata; Crinoidea; Comatulida; Comatulidae. The record is from RefSeq and is a predicted model, not a curated record. The coding region runs from base 98 to 1342 and encodes 414 amino acids. The transcript has 4 exons.
AAGACUACAGGUAAACAUAGGUACGUUGGCCGCCUGUCUUUUGCUGUAGUAAAGUUAUAAAAAAGACGAAAAAUACCGACGUACCGCUAAAGAUUUUAUGCUAUUUCCUGUUACUGAUUUGCUAUACUUUAUUAUAGUUUCACGCUGGAAAUCCACUCUGCUGAAAGCAUGUUUGAUCUUGGUAGCGAUCUGCUUGGCCUACGCGGCUUUCACUGGACGGCUGAUGCAAUUAUCGCAGUCGUGUACACACAAACAAUCAAAAGUGACUAUCGGGAAACUGUGUGAUCUCUACAAAUCAAAGAUUAUCAAUGGUAAUCUCUGCAAUGACAUUUGCUCUGGGAAUAUCGAAUACAUUGAUUGUCUGCAUAGUCCCAGAGGUAAAGUAGUUUUAUUGGCGCAAUGGAAGAACCAGAAAAUCGUCCUCAAAACGAAGCAUCCCAGCGUGGACGCGUAUGCGCCUGUGUAUUCCGUGAUGGAGAACCUGGAAGGUAUUGCCGAGAAAAUGUACCCAGAAGACGUAAUUUUCAAGUCGUUGGUUGAGAGUCAAGCUCAAACGUACCUUGGGACAAUAAUAAAAGAAGGGGAUGAUGUCGUGGAUCGUUUUUGGUUUGGAAACUGGUCCAAAGAUCGUUUAAACACGCUUUCAUUUCAUGCAUCAAUGAACAGCCUUUGGAUGCUAAUGUCACAGGAUGAAUAUAUAUUCCUCAAGUAUCAUGACACCCAUCCUAAUGUACCACAAGUGUUAGGUGCUUGCGGGUACUUCUACGCAGUUGAAUACAGCCCCCCUGGUGUAAUCUUUGAGCCGGAAUUCUUGAACAUAGGCCAGCAGUUGCAGUCAGCACCAUGGCAGGGAAGAGCUAACAUCGCCCUGGGGCUUUUGAAGCUGAUAACAGCCUUUGAUAAAUCCUUCCCACAAAAGUUAUAUCACUGUGAUGUCAAGGAAGGGAACUUUGGGUUGCAAUCAAACACCGAAUGGGCAACUGAUGCUGUUGUGAAGGUGAUAGAUGUAGAUAUGGUGUUUUAUGAGAACAAAAUUGGAGAGAUAAUGGGCCAGGGUGAAUGUGUUAGGGACUCGGACUGCGAUUUCUUUCAUUGUAGAGGGCGAUGUAAUCAGGAAACGAGAAUGUGCUCUCCUGAAAUCAUUAGUUCAAACUUACAGGUGUUUUGUAGCAAUUUGUUUUUACCUAGACACGGAAAACCAGGUUUGUUACGUUACCCACCGUCAUCAAUUUCCAAAGAACUGGCAAUUGUAUUGGAGAAAUGCACAACUGUAGGCCAGUCUCCUAGGCAGGCUGACAUCCAGAAGGAGCUAAAGAGACUCCUCAUCAAAAGCCUUGAAUGAAUGCUGGAUGGAACUCCAAGAGAUUGUGUCUGAAGAAGAACAUGUAGCUAGGCCCUGGAGCUAGUAACAUUGCUUUGGCAAGUGAAAUCAUGUUGAUAUUUGUAAUAGAAUAUUACUUUUUGGUAAAGAAUUAUUGCAAUAAAUACAGUAUUAGUAGUAUUACAGUAGUACAAUAGAUGGCAGGUAGCCUAUGUUUAAGCCGACAUUGGGCCUACUAACAGUAAUUUUGUCACAAUGAUGUGGCAAUAUUUCGAUUCAGUCCUAAUUCAAAUUUGUAAAAUUUGUCUUCAUAUAGCAAACAUAAUGACUUCCAUUCCUUAUAUCUGCGGCAAUAAUAUUUACCUAGAUAUACAAUUUAUUAGAAUACUAACAUUUAUUAAUCAAAUAAAAAGAUGAUUAAUUAAUUUUAAUAAUUACUCAGAAGUAAACAUUUAUGAUUCAUUCAUACUAUUUUAUAAUGAAAUUAUUCCAGUUGUUUAUUUAAUGAGUUUAUUAUUGAUAGAAGCAUAAUGUUUGAAUGUGAGCCCGCAAACAUGCUGAUAUAUUUGUCAGAGAUUAUGUUUGUAAAAAAUGCAUUUUUAAGUUGUCUUUCUUUUCAGUGGUGGAACCAGUGAGGGUGGGUUCACGUUUGGGGUUGGGGUUCAGAAUAAAAUUUCUCUCUGUUGGGCAAGUAUAGACCACUUUGUCAUCAAGUGCCACUUGGGCUAAAAAUAUUAACCCCUGUUGGAUCUUCUUCCUCCCAAUUGUUGACAAAUUUUUGGAGCCACCACAAUUGCUUUCUGCUUAUAUUUACCUUCGAAUUCUGUAUUUUUGCAAAUGAGAAUUGUCUGAAAUAUACCAUAGUUAUUAUAAUUAUACUGUAGAUAGUAAGAAGACGAUAAUGAUGUGAUUAUGAUUACAGUAUAUUUUGUGUUCAAAUGUCCCGUAUCUUUGCUGUCUUUUCAGUGGCAAUCUAAACCUAUCUACAUGGGGAGGAGCGAUUUUAGCUUAGUGUAUAUAUGUACAGUACAUGGGGAGUGGUUGUUGGGUUGGGGGGAGGCUGAGAAAGUGAGGGUGCUCUAGAUUGGAGAAUGAAGUGAUGAGGUAAUUUUUUACAAAUUCAGUGUAUUUUUUUUUCUCAGCAAAGUUUUCAGUGGGGUUCACCCGCCCCACUCGUUGAGAUAUGCCACUAAUUCUGCUUAAGUAGUUAAAUGUUGAAUGGAAUCUCAUAAAUAUAUUUAUGAAGGUAGUUAUUUUAACUAUGUGUAUGGUAAUGUAACAUUAGAGUUAAACUAUAUAAUUGUUUAUAUACUAUAUGUAAUGAAUUAAUAAAUCAUAUUUGGUAAUAAUAAUAAAAUAUUUAUAUGUAUACCAGGUUUAUAUAAUAAAUUUCCUGUUAUGUUCAAAUGUUGUAACUUUUUUUUAUAAACAUAUCAACAUUCCGGUGAAUGAUGUACUAGUUGUGUUAUAUUGCAAUACUUAGGCAAGAAUUUGUAUAUACCUUGUUUACCGAACACACUGCAUGCCUAUGAUGAUGAUUUCGAUUAAAAAUAAAAUUUCAUUUUUGUCCAAUUAGCGCAUCCGCUGCCACAAAAAAAAUAGAAAUUUCAGAAAAAAGUAACUUUUUCUUUACUUUUAUUACGCCCACUGCUGCCUUGAAAUCUCCAAAAAUAUGAUAUGUAUAUUUCUUCCUAAUUACAUAAAUUUAAAGCAUUUAACCAUCCCAUUACUACACUGUUUACAUUCACCAAUAAAAUUGGCUGUCAUUUAAACUGAUAAACUGUUAACUAAAACCACUGCUAAUUAUUUUACUCAUUGAGAUGAGAGAGGGAGAGAUGGUGUUUUACAAUUGAUUUAUCCUUAUAAUGUAAUUUAUAAUAUUACUUAAUUUAUGUAUACUUGUAUAAAAUAAGUUACAAAUGAUGAGUUUUAAUCUAUGUUAUCGGUAUUUUCUUUUAUCUGAAUGUUAGAACUCCAAAUUGAUCAAACUAGCCUGUGUGGAAAAUGUUUCAUAUGUGAAGUAUUUUUAGAUAUUCUCAAAGAUGAUUGCAUCAUUACUUUCCAAUACUGUGGCUCAUUAUUUAUGUAUAAGUACAAACUCUUUCAGAAUAUGAUUUAUAUUUCACAAAUUGCAGUUACUAGUUUCUACUGGGCAUCACCUUGAUUCACACCACUAAUUUACCCCCCCCCCCCAAUUUGUAUAAAUUUUUGAUUUACAUUAGUCUUUUAAAUAUUUUAAAAUUUGAUCUCAAAGAUUAUUGCAAUGUUACUUUCCAAUUCUGUGGAUCAUUAUUUAUGUAUUAAAGUACAAACUCUCUCCGAAUGUGAUUUAUAUAUUAAAAUUGCAAAUGAUAUAAGUUUUAUUCUAUGUUACUGGUAUGUUCUUUAAUAUCUGAAUGAUAGAACUCCAAAUUGAGCAAAUUACUAGCCUGUGUGGCAGAUGUUUGAUUUAUGUUAAGUCUUUCAAAUGUUCUCACAACUGAUCUUAAAGGUGAUUGCAACGUUGCUUUCUAAUAUACAUGUAAUGUAUACAUGAUCAUUAUGUAUAAAUGCAAACACUCUCAGAAUACCAUAUAUAUAUUUACGACUAAAAAGUAUAUUUUGUAUAAAGUGCUUGACAUUUACAUUUUAAAAAUGAUAUUCCAUGAUUUUUGCUCAAAUUUAUUUGAGACAUCUGUUUAGGUGAAACCAUAGAUUUUAAAGAUGUAAAAUGAAUAAUUAGCAUGCGUUUCUUACUUGUUUGCUUUUAUUCUUUCUUGAUUUUGCUUUUAAGAUUCUUUGCAUUGGUGUAACGCCUAUGAGCUCUUGUGAGAAUGAAGCCCCGGGCCCCCAGUCCAAAGGUGCCCCAGAGGGGCUUUUCUACUAAAGCAUAGUACUCUUUGAUAUUAUGGUCUAGCAGAAGACAUGCAAAACCAGCAAAUUAAAACAAUGUAAUUCCUGGUUUAUAACUCACAAAAAAUGUUCUGUGACUCUUUUAUACAAAUAGCAAUUCCAAAUGCAAAGGUGUUCUACAGUUGGGCUCCACCACAAAAAGAAAUUUGCUAGUCUGAAAUAAUCAAGAAAGGGCUACUGGAAUUCACAGAGAUUGAAGGGGCCUCUCAGCCACUUUCAUGACAUACGCGCAUGGUACCCCCAGCACUUUAUCGCCCCUGGGCCCUGCGACUCGCCAUUUCGCCACUGGUUCUUUGUGUCUUGUUUGAUGAUGUUUUAUAUUUAAAUCUAGUUUUAAGCUUUUACAAUCUAAUCUAAGGGUCUUUCAUUCACUAUCCAUGUAAACUUACUACUACAUUGUAUUUUAGAAAAUUUUGUAAUUAUAGAUCGUUGACAUAAUAUUGUUCAUAUCUACAUGUUUAUGUAUGUUAAAAUGAUGUCUGUUUAUUUAUACUGUCAACUGUAUUUUAUAGAUUAUAUAAAUGAAUAAACCAUAUACGAAAUUUCAAA